Molecule: messenger RNA, 1095 nt
Organism: Microcebus murinus (gray mouse lemur)
Lineage: Eukaryota; Metazoa; Chordata; Mammalia; Primates; Cheirogaleidae
Source: RefSeq, a predicted model, not a curated record
AUGAGCGUGAGGUCCCGCAGGAGGAAGGCGGCAAGAGCAGCAGCAGGCGUGGGGGACACAGGCGUGGAGGAAGCAGAUGCUGUCAGGGUCCCAGGCUCUCGGGGUCCCCAGGAGUGGACGUGGGUGACGACAGCCGACUGCGAGGCCUGCCCUGGCCCUGACGGUGUCAUGCUUGCUGUAGCUCUCAGUUCCCGAGAGAAGAACCCCGAGGAGCGACUGUCCCCGGGGGCCCUGGCACCUGUGCCCGCCAUGCUGCUGCUGCUGGCCCUGCUCUGGGGGAUGGCGGGGGUGGAGGGACAGGGAGGGUAUCCAGAAGGUUACAGGCUGCAAGUGCAGAGUGUGGUGACGGUGCAGGAGGGCCUGUGUGUCCUUGUGCCCUGCUCCUUCUCCUACCUCGGGGACAGCCGGACUGACUCUGACCCUGUUCACGGCUACUGGUACCCGGAAGAGGCCGAUCCACACCGUGGCACUCCAGUGGCCACAAACGACCCAGCUAGGAAAGUGCAGGAGGAGACCCAGGGCCGAUUCCUCCUCCUCGGGGAUCCCAGGAGGAGCAACUGCUCCCUGAGCAUCAGAGACGCCACAAGGAGGGACCAGAAGUCAUACUUUUUUCGAGUAGAAGCAAGAAGAAAUGUGAAAUUCAGUUACACGAAUGACAAGCUUUUUGUGCAAGUGGCAGCCCUGACCCACACGCCCGACAUCCUCCUCCCGGGGACCCUGGAGUGCGGCCGCCCCAGCACCCUGACCUGCUCUGUGCCCUGGGCCUGUGAGCAGGGGACGCCCCCCAGGAUCUCCUGGGAGGGGGCUUCCGUGGCUCCCCAGGGCCCCAUCACUGGCCGCUCCUCGGUGCUCACCCUCGUCCCUCAGCCCCAGGACCACGGCACCAGCCUCACCUGCCAGGUGACCUUGCCUGGGGCCGGUGUGACCACGACGAGGACUGUCCAUCUCAACGUGUCCUACUCUCCUCAGAACCUGACGGUGACUGUCCUCCGAGGAGACGGCUCAGGUAGGACGGGCCCUCCCUGGGCUGCGGGAGCUGGGUCUCUUCCGUCAGGGCAGGUAUGUCCUUCUCACCAGACUCACCUGGUCACCUGA